Molecule: messenger RNA, 1374 nt
Organism: Talaromyces amestolkiae
Lineage: Eukaryota; Fungi; Ascomycota; Eurotiomycetes; Eurotiales; Trichocomaceae
Exons: 4
Coding region: 1-1374 (457 amino acids)
Biological process (GO): amino acid catabolic process; carbohydrate catabolic process
Molecular function (GO): magnesium ion binding; hydro-lyase activity
Source: RefSeq, a predicted model, not a curated record
AUGGGUUCUUUAAUCACUGAACAACAAGUCACCAUCACCUCCUUCGAGGUUAUCGAUCUUCGAUUUCCAACGAGUCUCGAUGGUGUCGGUUCCGAUGCAAUGCACGUUGGCACCAACGGCUCGCAUCCAUACAUUCGGUUAAAUACAAAUCACAAUGGCUUGGUCGGAGAAGGAAUUGCUUUCAGCAACGGACGCGGUAGCGAAUUGAUAUGCAUGGCCCUCGACAUUUUUGCACGCCGUGUCGUCGGGAAGACCAUGCACGAGCUCACACGAAAUAUGGGCAAGACAUGGAGGUAUAUGGUCUCAGAUUCGCAAUAUCGAUGGAUCGGUCCAGAGAAGAGCGUUACACAUCUGGCUGUUGCCGGAGUCCUAAACGCAGUUUGGGACCUUUGGGGCAAGAUCCUGGGCAAGCCUGUGUGGCAGAUUGUGUGCGAAAUGACCCCCGAGCAAAUAGUGCAAUGCAUCGAUUUCCGAUACAUAACCGACGUUAUCACCCCGGAAGAGUGUAUCGAGAUGCUCAAGAAAACUCAAACGAACAAAGAUGCGCGGCUGAAGGAGGCCUUGAACAACAUUGCAGUUCCUGCCUAUACUACCUCCGCGGGAUGGCUCGCCUUUUCUGGUGACCGGAUGAAAGAAGUGCUAGAAGAAACCAUUGCAGCUGGCUUUACCGUCUUCAAGUUCAAGGUUGGUACUAGCGUUGAGGCAGAUAGAGAGAGGUUGGCUGCGGUUAGAGCAGUUCUAGGAUAUGACAAAGGGUAUCAAAUCAUGAUCGAUGCGAAUCAGGUAUGGAGUGUUCCAGAGGCCAUCGAAUACAUGAAACAACUAGUCGAGUUCAAACCGGUAUUUAUCGAGGAGCCCACAAAUCCUGACGAUGUCCUUGGCCACGCAGCCAUCCGAAAGGCUCUCAAACCAUACGGCGUUGGAGUAGCGACUGGAGAGGCUGCACAGAAUCGUGUCACAUUCAAACAGCUGCUGCAAGCCGAGGCAACAGAUGUGUGCCAGAUUGAUGCAGUCAGGCUUGGUAGCGUUAAUGAAUGCCUCGCUGUCAUGCUCAUGGCUCUGAAGUUCAAUGUACCCUGCGUUCCGCAUAAUGGAGCAAUGGGAUUGACAGAGCUGACUUCCCACUUGAGCACAAUCGAUUAUAUUGCUGUUAGCGGGCGUAAGUCAAUGCUCGAGGCUGCUGAUAGUCAUCGGGAAAACCUGCGUCAUCCCUCCGUGAUUAAGGAUGCCCACUAUGUCACUCCGCUCGCUCCUGGAUAUUCAACCGGGUAUACCGAAGAAGCGCUGGAAAAAUACACAUAUCCCACAGGCAGCUUUUGGAGUAGCGACAUUGGCAGAGAAAUUAUCGCACAACCGACUGGUGGCGAGCUAUAG